UGGGUGGAUUGAGUAGCCCAUUGACUAUCACUGCCGGUCCCAAGCCCGGAUAAAGGAGGAGGGUUAAGGGGUGAGGCCAGCAACCUGCCCCUCGUAAAAAGAAAAAACGCUCACAGAACUGUCACAUUAGCCUCGGAAACUGGACGGAGCAUUGAAGACGACACGGCACGAAAACGGAAAAAACGAGUAUGGAAAGAAAACAUAGUAAGACUCGGAAGUUGGAACAUUACAUCAUGGAGCAACAAAGACUAUGAAGUGAUCUUAGAAAUAGAGAAAAACAAAAUAGAUUUCUGCGCACUUUCAGAGACCAAGAAGAAAGGCAAUGGCAGUCAAAGGUACCAAAACUACAUACUGUUUUAUAGUGGAGUCGACAAGAACUUGCGAGCACGGGGAGGAGUAGGGUUACUAGUGAAUAAAAAAUUUGAAAAAGAUAUUAAGGAAGUACAGUAUAUAAGUCAUAGCGUCAUACAGAUAACAGUAGAGCUGGCCAACGAAAGAACACACCUACUAAGUAUAUAUGCACCGGAUGUAAGCAAACCGAAAGAAGAAAGGGAAGCUUUUUUUGAUGCCUUGCAAGCUACGUUAGACAAAAUACCCAGUAAAGACAAAGUGUUUAUUAUGGGCGACUUUAACUCAAGAAUUGGAAACACAGUUAUCCCUGGAAUCAUGCAUAGUUUCAACGAAGAAGCAGUGAAUGAUAACGGAGAUAUAUUGAUAUAUGUAUGCGCCCUCAACGAAUUACGUAUCAACAACACAUAUUUUGAUCAUAAGGAACAACAAAAGUACACCUUCGCUAACACGAGAGACCAAAAAUCAACUAUUGACUACAUAAUUACAAACAGUGUGAGAAGCAGAAAUGUGGACAAUUUAAACCUCGACGAUGUCCGAUUUGUUAUUUCAAAGGCUUUGCAAGUCUGGUCGAAACAUUCUCGUCUGGAAUUCACGGAAGUUGACAGCGACAAGGCAGAUAUAUUGAUCUAUUUUCAUAGAGGUUCGCAUGGAGAUAAUUUUCCAUUCGAUGGUCCCGGAAAAGUUUUAGCUCACGCCUUUUUUCCAACAGGAGCUAGAUCAAGCGUAGAAGUUCAUUUUGAUGCGGAUGAAAAAUGGACAACGAGCACUGAUAGUGAUGAAGGAACCAAUUUGUUCAAUGUUGCGGCUCACGAAAUUGGACACUCGUUGGGAUUGUCUCAUUCUAACGUUGAAAGUGCAUUGAUGUACCCAUGGUAUAAAGAAAUGGAAAAUGGUUAUGAUUACGAAUUACCUGAUGAUGAUAAACAAGCUAUACAAGUCUUGUAUGGAGCUCCAGACUAUCGAAGCAAAUGGGCUAAAAAUCCUGAAUACCACCCCGUGCCUACAACAACUACAACCACGACGACUACUACAACUACAAGACCAACAAGACCGACACAACGACAUAGAAGGCCGCAAGAUCCCAGAGAUCCAUACGGACAUUAUCCAUAUCCGUAUCCAACAUAUCCACCUUAUUAUCCACAAAAACCGAUGAACCCGAAUAAAAAACAUUAUCCUACGCCAUAUCAUCCUGACUGGAAGAAGUAUCCAAAAACUUAUCAACCAGAAGUACAUCCCACAAGAAGAUAUCCGCCAGAUACAUCCCCGCCCAGGAAAUCACCACCAAGGACGUAUCCUCCACGAACGUACCCACCGAGAACAUAUCCUCCAAGGACGAAUUCCCCAAGAACAUACGCACCAAGAGCAACUGAAAGGAAUUACCCAAUUAAUACACCACUAUAUCCAACUCGGUCUACUCCCAAACCACCACCAGACACUUGUAAUACAAGUUAUGAUGCUAUUUCUGUCAUUAGGCGAGAAGUUUUCAUUUUCAAAGACGCAUAUUUCUGGAGAAUUGGAGACAAUGGCCUAAUGGACGGAUACCCUGCUUUGAUAAGGCGACUCUGGCAUGGUUUGCCUGAUACUUUGACACAUGUUGACGCAGUUUACGAAAGAAAUGAUGGCAGAAUUGUUUUCUUCAUUGAUGAUCAAUAUUAUGUAUUUUUAGAUAAUCAUGUAGAAAGCGGAUAUCCAAAACCUUUAACCCAUCUGGGUAUUCCAAGAGAAAUAAAAAAAAUCGAUGGAGCAAUGGUUUGGGGUCACAAUGGUAAAACAUAUUUUUACAGCGGCAAUUUAUACUGGAAAUUCGAAGAAGAGAUACAAAGAGUUGAAUUAGAUUAUCCUAGGGACAUAUCAAUGUGGAAAGGAGUUGGUACGGAUAUUGACGCGGUGUUCCAAUGGAAAGAUGGUAAAACGUAUUUCUUCAAAGGCAAAGGUUUUUGGAAAUUUAACGAUUACCACAUGCGCGUUCAAGACGAUGAACAAAAAUUAUCUGCUCCAUUUUGGAUGGGAUGCACUACCAAUUAUGAAAAUAAAAACGACCAAAAUAAAAAUACCAAAGAAUAUUCUGAUGAUGGUUAUACCCAAGACAAGUUAGGUGAAAAAAUGCCUUUGAGGGGCGCUUCCAAUGGCGUAUCCUUGACAACAUCAAGUAGCUUUAGUGCUUUAAUUUUAACAGUUUUUUAUAUUGUUUAUGCAGGAUGACGUCUUUAACUGUAGUAUAUUGUCAAAUUGAAUGAACGAUCUUUAAAUUUUUUUCCAGCAGAUACCAAUCUUAAUUUUAUUGAAUAGUUCAAUUCGGGUAAAAAUUAGGAUUUUCCCAUCACACAUGGAUAUGUGGAAUAAAAUGUGUUGCAAAAAGACAAUUACGUCACAUAGGAAGUAAGAGAAAGAAGUAUAUUAUGAAAGGAACAGAAAGAGAAUAUGGACAAAUACUUCAAUAAGUCAAGGUAGUUAAGGUUUAAUGAAAAGAUUAAGACAAAAAAACAAUAACACUGCGAAAUGCUGUACAUGAAUUCCAAAAAAUCCAACUUUCACAAAAUUCAAGAAAACAAACAGAAUUGCCAACAGAAAAAAAGAGUAUAAUUGCAUAUGCUGGCUAUAUUGAAGUUGUAGCAAAAGACAAAAGGUCUUUAAUAGAAAUAAUCUCAAACAUGAAAAAUAGUUAUGAAUAUCCAGAAUCUGCUUGAAAAUAAAUCUCACAAAAUUUGGAAAGAAGAAGCUUGGAAAACUCUGAGGAUGAUGAGAAGUAUAUAUUACCGACCGGAUGACGGUUCAAAUUAUUUUUGAGGAAAUAUAUAGAAUUCUUGGAGACGAUAUGAUCACGUAAGUACAGUGCGGUUGUGAGAAAAAGAUAAACAUAUAAGAAAUAAUGUUUUGAAAGAUUAAAAGUGAGACCUGAAAUUUAUAGAACAUAUACAAACAAACUUGUUGCUAUCAUAACUGGUAGCGACUCAUUCAGGAUAAGCUAAAAAAUAUAACAAAUAUACCACGGAAAAUCGAUACUUUAGGGACCUACCACAAUGCAUUAGUCCUUAAAGCUUGACCUGAAUGUUUUGCCACAACUAAACAUCAAUUAAAACAGUAUUUGCACUCACUAAUAUUUAAAAAUCGUUUCAAUAACUUUAAAAUUGAUUAAUAGUAUUUAUUUUUCGAAAAGUACUCCUGUACUUCAUUUUUGAUACUCACCUAGUCAACAAAAUCUACUACUCCUCUAUUUAGGGUCUUAUUGGAUAAAAAUUAAGAAGAGCAAUGAACUUUCAUUCCUUCAUCUCUAUCAACGGAAAUUUGAUAUUUAAAAAUUAGACGGCAUUAAAAACUUCAACCACAUAUCCUUGGCAAAUGGUGAACCAUAUUUUUAUCCAAAUUUUUUUCACCGCCUUUCAACGAUGUAUCUAAGUAGUACUACUACUAUGACAUUAUUCCUAAUACAAUGCUCAUAAUAUAGCAAUUGAUUUGAAUUUUAAAAUGAAAGUAGAUGAAAAUUAUCUUUCUCUUCCUAUUUCUGAAUUUGGCAAGUAUAAAAAGUUAAAGACUGAAUCUAAUAAACUCUUUUCUAAAUAAAAAUAUAAAAUCCCAACUGCCGAUACAGUCGAUGUUAUCAAGAUUUUGUGAUAUAAAUUUUUUUUGUAAUUGAAUAACAUUAUUUAAUUUUUUUAUUUUAAGUAGUUUUUUAUUUUUUAUUUUAAGUACCCUAGAUUUGGAUAGUCUCGUUUGCGUCCCACCAUUUCAUAUUAUUCCUUUCUAGUUUUGGAUUUCUCCACAAUAUUAGAUCAAAACAACGCUUACUACUCUUUCAGGUAUCUCCAUACUAAUCUUAAUAAACUCAAAAACUAUGCGUAAUCAGCAUAUUGUGUCUACCAAAAGUAUGAAAUGAACUUUUAUGUCCCAACUUUGGAACAAUUUUCAGAAAGUCCAUUUUCAAAAAAACAUAUCAUGCAGUAUGACGCCUGCUUGCGACAUCAUCGAAUGAUAAAAGUUUAUUGUCUUCUGUAGCCAUAAUUAUGCUUCUUCUAGGGUUAUUAACUGUUCUUAACGAAAUCAAUCGUAUUAUUCGGGACUUUUAUCUUUGUAACUACAAUUGCCAUUAUUAUAAUAAACUUUUUUUUGCUCUGUUCACUCCUCCAUGUCUAUAUUUCUAUAUUUGUAUGACCCAGUCAAAAAGUUCCACGUUUCCUUAAGUAAACGUAACAAUACAUUGAUACUAGAUAGGUAGAUCUAAGUCUAAAUCGACAUUCACCGAGCUGAUGAUAUAAUAAAACUCAUUUUAUAAUAAAUUUAUUGGAAAAUAUAUUAAUAAUAGGUUGUCUAAAAAAAUUCUGAACAAAAAAUUCCUAAUUAUUUUUUAAAAAAUGAUUUUUCAUUAAAUUAACAUCAAGAUAAUAUGAAAAUUUUAUACAUCGGUCCUUUAUUAUUACACGGUAUUCGCGCAAAUUACGAAGUGGGCGACAUCUGUUAAUUUCUUUUAAACUUCAAUAGAGUUGAACAACAAAACCAGAAUACAAACUAAUUUUGUUGUUUUAUAAACAAUAGAAAGUGUUAUAUGGAAUUUUAGCCUAAAUAGAGAAAUAAUAUAUUCUGAGAUGAAAACCACACAUCCAUAAGAUGCACUUCGAAAACAAUAAAAACAUGGUGAAAGUUGUACUAGUUAAAAUCCUAUACUAGUGGCCAAUAAAACUCUUGUACAACUUUUUGGUAGUUUCGUGUAUAUAGUCAUGUCUCUUCCUCCCGUUCUUUUAUGAACAAUUGUAUUUCCAAUCUUUAACUACAUCGUAUUAUUUGGGACUUUUAUCUUUGUAACUACAAUUGCCAUUAUUAUAAUAAACUUUUUUUUGCUCUGUUCACUCCUCCAUGUCUAUAUUUCUAUAUUUGUAUGACCCAGUCAAAAAGUUCCACGUUUCCUUAGGUAAACGUAACAAUACAUUGAUACUAGUACUAAGUCUAAAUCGACAUUCACCGAGCUGAUGAUAUAAUAAAACUCAUUUUAUAUAAAUCCUAUACUAGUGGCCAAUAAAACUGUUGUACAACUUUUUGGUAGUUUCUUGUAUAUAGUCAUGUCUCUUCCUCCCGUUCUUUUAUGAACAAUUGUAUUUCCAAUCUUUAACUACAUCAUUCAGAUUGAUUUUUAUCUCAUGAGGUUGGGAUCUAACGUCUCUAGAAACAAACUUAAUGGUUUUCUGAAUUUGUUCCUUCUAGGCCACAUAAUAUGUAUGCGCACUUUAAAAACUGCUUCACAUUCUAUUAGAUGUCUGCUUCUGAGUCAAAUAUAUUUUAUGAUGUUAAAAAAAGUUACUUCAAUUUUCGUCAUUUUCAGACAGAUUCUUAAGCACAACUUUUUGUUCUAACCACACAAACAAACGAAAAUAAAUAAAGAAAUUUCUACUAUAAUCACUAAAAACAUAUAAUAAUUGAAAAUAUUUUGUAUAGGAUGUUUUAGACAACCCAUUUUUAAUAUAUUUUCUAAUAUACUAAAUUUAUUAUAAAUUAAGUUUUAUUCUAUUACCAGCUCGGUGAAAGUCGAAUAUUAUUCAAUCUUCUGAUACAUGAUUUGACAGCUUAUGUAGCCAAAGUAACCAUUUCAUUAAACAAGGUUCAGAACCAUUGAAAAUUUUUAUCAAAAGUUUAUUCAUUGAAUGACCUUUGAUUGAUGUCGAGUAAUGCAGUUGUAUCACUUAGUGUAAUUUAUUAUGUGAUACUGUUAAUUUAUCUUCAAUUUUUUGGUAGGCUUUGAUUAAUAUCAUCAAAAACAGGAGAAACUUAUUUGGGCUUCUAAAAGUUAUAUCACCCAAGAAUGCUCAAUAGAGAGUUGAUAAUAUUAUAUCAUAUUUUGUUUACAUAUUGUAGUUUUUUUUUAUAUAUUCCUAAAGUACUGUUUCUAUAUUAUCUUCUGCUUUAAAAAUACAUUUGAAAUAUCUCUCGUCCUACCUCAUUUUGAAAUAAAAUUAUCUAAUAUCAAAAGAUCUCUUUUCAUCUUUGGUCUUUCAAAGAUUCAGUUACAAAUUUUCUUACAUAUAACCUGAAGCAGUUUUUUUUAAAUUCAUUUUCCUCUUAGUCAUUUUCAUGUAGCCAUCCAUUUUACUGCUUGCUCAUUGUAUUUCUGAAUUUCACUUAAUUAUACCACUAGGUUUGGACUCUUUUUUUUAAUUUCAAUGGCAAAUAUUUCUAAUAACAUAAAUGUAUUUUCACAGUCAGAGAGAAAUUGAAGGCAGAUAUAUUUAGGAUUCAGACACACUAAGAAUUGGAUGAGUCGUUUGUUGUUUUCAGAUGUAUUUACAGAUUUAUUGUGUUGUUUAUUUCUAGAAAAUCAAUCAGCAACACCAAACAUGAACUUAUUCAAAAUGUUUGUAACCUAUAUGGUUACAAUUUCACAAUUUUGUUUAAUUUGGGUUCUCAUAUCUACGUUUAUUUUCGAAACUAGGUAUUUUAAUUAUCAGAUAUAAAAUGAUCUAGUUUAGAUUUUUAAACAAGUGGGAAAAUUAUAGAAAAUCGCUCUACUAAUGGUGGGACAUGAUUUUUAAUAUUAAAAUGCUUAAAUUACUGUGAUAUAAAUAAUAUAUUAGUUAUGCUUUUUGAAUUGCAAACAAAAAACACUCCAAUCUGUAUUCUUUUUUUUAACUUUCAAUUAUUUUUACUCAAUUAGUUAAAUUUGGUACUUAUAGAUGUAGUUCAGAAAUAAAUCUACCCAUGUUUAAUAAAAAUGGAUUUCUUUAUGUAAAGGAGUACAUAAAAAUAUGGUCACUAUCCAGAACACGUUUUAAUUGUAAGACAAUAAUGAAUAUAUUUUUGUAGUCAUUACUUAUUUUUAGCUAUUUUUUCGUUUCAAAGCCAAAUUUUCCAAGUAUUUUUGUUAUGGAUCUUAUUCUUUUGCCACGUACGUAAUGGAUGUAGGCGACUUACUUCUCAGAUCAAAGUAAUCUACGUACAGUUUAACGACGGAUUCGAACUUCUUUGUUUAGAAGAAAUUUACUGUAAUGCUCUGUUAUUGUCAGACAAGUGGAACCGCUGUUUUCAAUAUUGUCUGCAUCUGAGUCGUUUGGUUGAUAAACAGCACCAUCUUACGACACGUCAUCCUAUGAAUAGAUAUAGGAAGAAAUCAUCAUCAGAAACCUCAAGAGAUUAUUUUGAAACUUAAGUACCAUAAUUUAUAUAUCUAAUUCUUACAAUUUUCUAUUAAUACAGUUCAAAUAAUAUAUACAAAUAAAAGAAGUCUAUAAUGCACUAGAUUUAGCAAAAUCAGAAAUUUUAUGAAAAACGAUUAGUAUAAAACAUUGAUAUCUUUCUUUUGAACUGGAAUUUCACAGGAAAUACAAUGUUACAAGUGGUAAGGGGUAUCUGCUUUAAAGUUUAAAACAUUUCCCAAGAGUUUUUUCCCAUAAAUGGAAUUUUAAACAACACCUGUGAUAUGUUGAGAAAUAACUGACGUUUUUUUGAAAAAUAUAUACCACGUGUAGGUACUUUGAUUUUUUAAUUCAGAACAUUUUGUGAAAGGAAUGUUUAGCCAACAGCUUUAGAAUUUAGUGCUUCCAAUAUUUACACACUAGCAGUAUUUUAGUUGAUUUCAAAUGUAUUGAACAUUUCUUGCGAGUUUGUAUUUUGUAUAUCUUUUGAUAUUACUAGGGAAUGUAUUACUAAAGCUCUACAAUGCAGCAAUCUCAAAAUGUAUAAAAACCCGGCAGUGGCAUGAGUGAAGUGGGUCCUUUAGAGACCUUUUUCAAUAUAUAAUGUCUCUUGUGAGACAGUUGUAUCUGCCUAUGAAUAAAACAAUAAUGGAAAUGAAAGAAGGUACCUCGAUUGUGCGACUUGUCGAUGUUUAUAUAGCUUCACGCUCGAAUUAUACUCACUAUAAAAUAGUAGAGCUCAGAUGUUUAUUUUUUCUAAAAACUAAAGUUUGGGAAGUACAUGCAAAAAUUAUAUUGAAGAACAAAUUGAAGAAAAUCCUCCAUAAACUCCUACAUUACUCAGCAAAAUGUUCCAAUUGUCUUUCACACUUUGAAUACUUCAUUGCUCAACUUUCCACAUAUAAACAGAUAUUUGUAACUCUGUACCAAUAAAAUAAUAAAAUAUUUUUAACUGCACUAUGAGCGAUCUUUUUUUUUGAAGACGCCUAAUUUGAAAGUCAAUGUUCUCUUAAACCUACCCAAACUUUGUAAUUCCUAAAUUUACCCCAGUCCUUCUCAAAUAGUGACAUAUUACUGAUGACUUAAUCCAAAAAUAUGUUCAACAAUCCGUGACGUGUGUAUGUUUUUCAUGUUCAGGAUUCUAAUAUUGCAAUAGAUCUUAAGAAUUUUAUAGUUCUUUGGCUUCCAAUUAUAUAUAAUUUAUAUCAAAAGUGUUGUUAUUUUUCAAACACAGUUACCAUGCAUCACAGUUUUUUGUGAAAAUGAUAGAAAUUUAGAUUUUGAAAAGUCACAAUUGUUACUUGUUGAAAUAGUCACUUCUUACGUAAAAAUUAUAUGUCUUUUCAUUACAUUUAUUUCUCAAUUGUACAAUUCACAUCAUUACCAUUGACCACAAUUAUAGUGUAAGUUUUACAAUACAAAGAGUAUCCUUUUAUUUCCUUCCCAACUUCUUGAAACAACUUUUGAGUGGCUUCAUUGAAUACUUAUAAAUGUAGAAUUGUUCUUUCAUUCUAUGGAUGCUUUUCAAAAUAUCUGCUCAACGAAUAAGUCAUUUUUUUAGUGGUUUUCGCACCAAUCAAUAGAUAUCAUAACAUUAUCCAUAUUGCGGAAACAAAUAAAAAUUGGUUGCAGGUAAAAACUUUGUGUGGAGAUAUUUUGUUUCAUUAUUAACUCUUGAGUAUUGUGACAAUACCUUAUAUGUAAUACUCCUAUAUAGACAGUUGGUAUGGGGAAAAAACGUCCCUUCGUACGGUGUCGAGAAUAUUAAUUUUCUCUCUCAUUCGAGACACUUUACCUAGACUGCGCAUGCUUGAGAAUGCGCAGAACCAAGCUGGAACCUCUGAGGAUAGAGAAACCCUUGCCAUUCUGUCUUCCGGAAGAGUUUAAAACUUAUAGAAACUGUCCAUAUAGAAGUAUUACAUGUAAGGACAAUACACGUUCCAAAAAGUUGUGAAAAGAAACGAUCGAAAUAGAAACCUCACUGAGAAGAAAAGAUAAAAUUCAUUUGAUCCUCGCAAUAAUUGAUUCUCAAGUCACUUUGUUAAUUAGUUCCUUGGGUAACAGACGAAGAUAAAGUCUUGGAAUGAUAGUUCUCUCUUAGAUAUUACUUACUUCAAUGAACAAAAAUAUAUUCAUAGAAAUCUCUAAUAAUUAUGGCCUUCAUCUCGAAAUCUUCUUAGAAUGUUUCAAAUAAACUGUGCAAAAUAAGGCAAUAUGUAUGCGAUAUUAAAAAUAUUAACGUUAUGUCAAAAUGUUACAAUUUUAAGGAAAUUUUCGAGAUAACCUAGAACGUUUUAGUUCUGUAUAGAAUAUCAUUUUUAUAAUAUAAUAUAUUAAGUAAUAUGGUUGUUUUAAUUUUAUAUUGUAAAUUAUAGUAUUUGGUAAAUGUACAUAAAGAAAUGUAUUUAAGAACAAAUAAAUAAAUAAAAUUGG
Messenger RNA from Diorhabda sublineata, 9899 nucleotides. RefSeq names its product matrix metalloproteinase-2-like. Lineage: Eukaryota; Metazoa; Arthropoda; Insecta; Coleoptera; Chrysomelidae. The coding region runs from base 619 to 2553 and encodes 644 amino acids. Gene Ontology annotation, cellular component: extracellular matrix. Gene Ontology annotation, biological process: collagen catabolic process; proteolysis; extracellular matrix organization. The transcript is spliced from 9 exons. The record is from RefSeq and is a predicted model, not a curated record. Gene Ontology annotation, molecular function: zinc ion binding; metalloendopeptidase activity.